GUAAAGAGCCUUGAAAGCAUUGUCAACCCCGUGAGCGACUUCUUGGAGUUUUGCGCUCGCGUAUACCCAUCGCAAGACGGGCAGAAAAGCUCCAAUUCAUUUUACGGAAAUCGUCUCUUCGCCUCUAUCACGCUUCGCGCAUACUGCACUUCUAUACCAACCGAGCGAAGGAAAAGUCUCGGAAUGGCAGCCCCAACACCAGCUGUGCAAGAGCAUUACGGCAAGCGCGCCGAGGCCGACGGCGGCGUCAGUGCGAUCGAUGCGGAAACGCACAUCGUGCAGCCGAAAGGCAGUGACGCGGUAACCACCACCACGGCGGCGGCAUCCGGGAACGGACACGGCGUCGCGCAGUUUGUGGAUGGAGGGAGUACCACCGAGGGUGGAAAUGCGGUGCUGGAGAGUGAUGCGCAGACCAAGGGGCAGUGGUUUGCCUACGUGAAGACGAAACAAUUUUGGCUUGCGCUGCUUUUGGGCCAGGUUCUUGCCAUCUGCAUUACCUCCACCAACACGCUCAGCCAGUUGCUCUCCUUCGAAGGCACCAGCAUCCCUGCUUUCCAGACCUUCUUCAAUUACGUCCUACUCAACAUUGUUUACACCGGCUACACGCUCUACAAAUACGGGUUCAAGAAGUGGGGGCGCAUGGUUAUCAAGGAUGGCUGGCGUUUCCUGAUCCUCGCGUUUUUCGACGUCGAGGGUAACUACUUCGUCGUUCUGGCGUACAGAUACACUACCAUCCUUUCUGCGCAGCUCAUAAACUUCUGGGCGAUCGUAGUCGUCGUGUGCAUAUCGUUCUUCUUCCUCCGCGUACGCUACCACUACCUACAAGUCCUCGGAAUCUUCCUCUGCAUCGGAGGAAUGGGCAUCCUCUUUGGUUCCGACCACCUCACAAAAUACAACGACUUCCCUGCCGCAGACGCUCUUAAAGGUGACCUCUUCGCCCUCCUCGGAGCCACCCUAUACGGUAUCACCAACGUCUUCGAAGAGUACCUCGUCAGUGAGCGUCCGCUAUACGAAGUUGUUGGCCAGCUCGGAUUCUGGGGUAUGCUGAUCAACGGCGCACAAGCGGGCAUCUUCGAUCGCGCUUCGUUCCGAACUGCUACGUGGAAUUCUGCCGUCGGCGGUUACCUUACUGGAUACACUCUUAUCCUGUUCUUGUUCUAUACACUUGCGCCAGUCAUGUUCCGUCUCACUUCGGCAGCCUUCUUCAAUAUCAGUUUGUUGACGGGUAAUUUCUGGGGUGUGGCUAUUGGUGUCAAGGUCUUCCACUUGCAGAUCCACUGGAUGUAUCCCAUUGCGUUCGUGUUGAUUCUUGUGGGCCAGGUCAUUUACUUCUUGAGGCAGGGGACAUUGGCUGAACAAGUUAAGCCUUGGCUUGGAGAAGGCCAGGAGGAGGGCGUUUCGGGGAUUGGGACCGCGAAGAGAAGGGUCGAACACCCAGAUGCUGUUGUGUAG
Periconia digitata is the source of this 1452-nucleotide messenger RNA. NCBI's taxonomy places the organism in Eukaryota, Fungi, Ascomycota, Dothideomycetes, Pleosporales, Periconiaceae. The record is from the annotation of a GenBank genome assembly.